Molecule: messenger RNA, 1133 nt
Organism: Polyodon spathula (Mississippi paddlefish)
Lineage: Eukaryota; Metazoa; Chordata; Actinopteri; Acipenseriformes; Polyodontidae
Gene: gpr139
Product: G protein-coupled receptor 139
Exons: 2
Coding region: 69-1127 (352 amino acids)
Biological process (GO): G protein-coupled receptor signaling pathway
Cellular component (GO): membrane
Molecular function (GO): neuropeptide receptor activity
Source: RefSeq, a predicted model, not a curated record
AGCUGUGGAUAGAAGAUUUCAACCCGAAAAGAAGCUAGCUAAAAGGGAAGAGACCAAAAAGCAAGUCGAUGGAGCACAGUCACAUCUUCGACAGUGUCUUUGACAACAGCACAGAGCUGUCCCGCGAUUGUGCUCUGGGUCUCCUGCCUGUCAUCUACUACAGUGCUCUACUUUGCCUUGGACUGCCAGCCAACAUCCUAACAGUCAUCAUCCUCUCCCAGCUGGUGUCUCGGCGGCAGAAGUCCUCCUACAACUACCUGCUGGCCCUGGCGGCCGCGGACAUCCUGGUGCUCUUCCUCAUUGUCUUCGUCGACUUCCUCCUGGAGGACUUUGUGCUGAGACAUCCCCUGCCGCCCACCCUGGAUAAGGUCAUGCAGAUAUUGGAGUUUUCCUCCAUCCACACCUCCAUCUGGAUCACUGUUCCCCUCACAAUCGACCGCUACAUUGCCGUGUGCCAUCCACUCAAAUACCAUACAGUCUCCUACCCGGCCCGUACGCGCAAGGUCAUUGUCACUGUCUACUUCACCUGUCUGCUCACCAGUGUCCCUUACUUCUGGUGGCCGGACUUGUGGCAGGAGAAAUACAACAGUACCUCUGUGCACCAGAUCCUCGUGUGGGCUCACUGCGUGACUGUCUACCUGGUGCCCUGCUCCAUCUUCUUCGUGCUGAACUCCAUCAUCAUCCACAAGCUCCAGCGCCGCCGAAGCUGCUUCCGCCUGAGAGGGUACUCCACGGGCAAGACCACAGCCAUUCUCCUCACCAUCACUACUAUCUUCGCCAUCCUGUGGGCCCCCCGGGUGGUCAUGAUCCUCUAUCACCUUUACGUGUCGCCCAUCGGCAAUCCCCGCCUGGUCCACCUGGUCACGGACGUGGCCAACAUGCUGGCCCUACUCAACACCGGCAUCAACUUCUUCCUAUACUGCUUCAUCAGCAAGCGUUUUCGCGGCAUGGCGGCUGCCAUGCUGAGGGCCUUCUUCCGUUGCCAGAAGCAGCCCAACCAGUUCUAUACCAACCACAACUUCUCCAUCACCAGCAGCCCCUGGAUCUCCCCUGCUAACUCCCACUGCAUCAAGAUGCUGGUGUACCAGUACGAUAAGAACGGCAAACCAGUGCGCAUCUCCUCAUGAAGAGAG